AAGAAACAGCAGGAUAUCUUUGCUGUCGGAGAACGCGGAGCACCACAGACAGGAACUUGGAAGGAACUGAAAUCUGUUGCCUGCUCCACUAGGAAUAUUGUUUGCAAGACACCAGGUGUCUUUCGGGAGUGAGCGCCCUCUGCGCAUGCGCAGGUCCAUUCGGGAAUCACUGCCCUGCCGCCGACUAAGUUGCAUUCCUUGAAUCUUCGCAGAAAAGACAAUUCUUUAAUCAGAGUUAGUAAUGUGGACAGUACAAAAUCGAGACAGUUUGGGGCUUCUCUCUUUCCCUGUGAUGAUUGCCAUGGUCUGUUGUGCACACAGCGCCAACGAGCCCAGCAACAUGUCAUACGUGAAAGAGACAGUGGACAGACUGCUCAAAGGAUAUGACAUUCGCUUGCGGCCGGACUUCGGAGGGCCCCCCGUGGACGUCGGGAUGAGGAUCGAUGUCGCCAGCAUAGACAUGGUCUCCGAAGUGAACAUGGAUUAUACUCUCACCAUGUAUUUCCAGCAGUCUUGGAAAGACAAAAGGCUUUCUUAUUCUGGAAUCCCACUAAACCUCACACUAGACAACAGGGUGGCUGAUCAACUCUGGGUACCAGACACCUACUUUCUGAAUGACAAGAAAUCCUUUGUGCAUGGGGUCACAGUGAAAAAUCGCAUGAUCCGCCUGCAUCCUGAUGGAACAGUUCUCUACGGACUCCGGAUCACAACCACAGCUGCGUGUAUGAUGGAUCUACGAAGAUAUCCUCUGGAUGAACAAAACUGCACCCUGGAGAUUGAAAGUUAUGGCUACACCACCGAUGACAUUGAGUUUUACUGGAAUGGAGGAGAGGGCGCAGUAACAGGCGUCAACAAAAUUGAGCUCCCUCAGUUUUCAAUUGUCGACUACAAGAUGGUGUCGAAGAAGGUGGAGUUCACAACAGGGGCAUACCCACGACUGUCACUAAGUUUUCGUCUCAAAAGAAACAUUGGUUACUUCAUUUUGCAAACCUACAUGCCUUCCACACUGAUUACAAUUCUGUCCUGGGUGUCGUUUUGGAUCAAUUAUGAUGCAUCUGCAGCCAGAGUUGCACUAGGCAUCACCACCGUGCUGACCAUGACCACCAUUAGCACGCACCUCAGGGAGACCCUGCCGAAGAUCCCGUACGUCAAGGCCAUCGACGUCUACCUGAUGGGCUGCUUCGUGUUCGUGUUCCUGGCUCUGCUGGAAUAUGCCUUUGUGAAUUACAUCUUUUUUGGGAAAGGCCCUCAGAAGAAAGGAGCUGGCAAACAAGACCAGAGCGCUAAUGAGAAGAACAAACUGGAGAUGAAUAAAGUCCAGGUCGACGCCCACGGCAACAUCCUGCUCAGCACCCUGGAGAUCAGGAACGAGACGAGCGGCUCGGAAGUGCUCGCGGGCGGAGACCCCAAGGCCGGCAUGUACGCCUACGACAGCGCCAGCAUCCAGUACCGGAGGCCGCUGAGCAGCCGCGAGGCCUACGGGCGCGCGCUCGACCGGCCCGGCGCGCGCGGCAAAGGGCGCAUCCGCCGGCGCGCCUCGCAGCUCAAGGUCAAAAUCCCCGACUUGACUGACGUGAACUCCAUAGACAAGUGGUCCCGAAUGUUCUUCCCCAUCACCUUUUCUCUUUUUAACGUCGUUUACUGGCUUUACUAUGUGCACUAAGGUCUGUCCCGAUGGUUCCUAGACGACUUCUUUCCUCUUCUUUCGGUUUUUAACCCCACAGGUCCCUCGCAGCGUUGCUGCUGUGCUUUUUGAGGUAAGAGGUUCACUGUCCAGUUGGUUUUAGGUCUUGCACAUCAAUUUUAUCACUGCACCAUGUUUACUUAAAAAAAAAAAAACAGAAAACAAACCUAUUUUUUUCCAGUCUACUGUGGUCCAGGUUAUCGGCUCUUUCAGAGCUUCGUUAAUUGCCAUGUUUACAAACACACACACAGAGAAAUUAGAUAGGUAGAUCUUUAGCAGUUCUAGUCGCCCUGGAUUUUAUUGUUUUUAAAUGCAAAUGAAAAGAGGGCUCCGCCCUCGGUGUGCAUGGCCUCCUGGUGAGCUGUAACAAUCUCCUGCUGCCAAAAAACAAGACAAUUUCCAGGAUCUCAGAAGAAAAAACACAAAGCCAUUGAUAAGUUACAGAUCUCCAGGAUGAAGGGAAAACAAAAAGGAGCCUAGAAGAAGAAGGAAGAUUCCUUUCCACUCUCCAUCUUCCCCAGGUCCAUUGUAGGAGUCCCUGCUCCACAGAGAAAGGGAGAGAUAGGCAAGCUGGAACCCAGGUUAUACAAACUCAGCCUGCCAUCUUCACUCCACCUUUAAGCUGGAUAUUCUGAAAAAUGCUUCUUUCUCAGACUUCCAGGGAGAUUUUAAAAUUAACAUGAGAAUCCAACCUGGUGGCCACUGGGAACAUUUUUCUCCUCUUGUUAAGAAUGAGACUGGGGGGCAGUGACUGAUUUUGUAAACUAUUUCAAAUGAGCAGCCCUGGACUUAUUUUCUUAGCCUGGAAUCACUUGACUUCAUGCCAUGAAGCCAUGGCGUCACAUUGUCCCAGUUCCUCCUUCAGAGAUUAAGAGAAAGGGGGCUGGGGCGGAUGGGCUUUGAAGAAAGGAGUGGUAAGAAUUUUUGCUUUAGAAAAAUAUUGCCCUUUCCAUGAGGAAGGCAAGACGUAUGUGCUGUGAAAAGGGUGCCUGGGCAGUUACCUGAACUGCCAAAUCUUUAAUCAAAUAGUAUAUAUUUCUUAGCCUUGAGCAGAGCAGUGUCUAAUGGUGACACGCUGGCUGCAUAGCGCUAGUUUCUCAGCUAGCACCGUAUGCCUCUGCUCUCUGAGCUCUGGAUUCCAACAUGUGAAACGAAUGUGUCAGGAAAUGCACACAUAACCCACUUUAGUCUCAUUCCCCUUCAAGGCCAGAUCUCUGUUUUAAAGAAAACCUUCAAAACAGCAAAACCACAGAUAACAGCAUCACCGAGCCUUCAGACAUUUACAACAGCCCGUAGAUGACAGCCCUUCUCCACCAUCAUUACUGCUUCUGCCUUAUCUCUGCUCAUGGGUUACUUUGCUCAUCAUAGUAGGAGUACUCCCUCAAGAGCUCAACACACAAUUCUAAUCAAAUCCAACCAACUACCAUUGAGAUUCAUCUCAUUUAUGUCAUUAAAGCCUCAUUAUUUUUGUGCAGUGUGUGUUCAGCCUGAGUAUGUAUAUAAGAAUUCUACAUAUUCAUUUGCAAGAUGGCUGAGUGAAAUCCAAAGUUGACCGACUAGUCAUAAAGGCAAUUUGGGACCUGAUCUACAAAUGUGGUAUGAAUUGAGGUAAUAAUAGGGAGGUUUGCCUCAUUUGAUGACCUGGCUUUCUUCCUAAGGCUGAUGAGGGCCCCUGUUUACAAUAGCAUCAGCUGCUAGAGAUUAUAAUCUUAAUUGAAAAGAGGAGGCUGAAUUUGCACUGAUAAAUCCAAGGAGAGAGUUAUAGUAUUCUUUUAGAAAGCAAGAGGAAAAGAGAACCCCCAAAUUAAAAAAUAGUUAUGCUAUAGAUAAUAUAUGUUAGUAAGAAAAUAAAAACACUGCUUUAACUGGACAAAUCAUUUCAAUGGUUUCAUGAGAAAUGAAUCAGGCAUGGGGACCAAAUUUCAUUUGUUUUCAGUUGUACAAUCAUACUUCCCUGGUCAAGGAAAUCUCUACCCUCUGGGGAUGAAGCGAUCCAUUUCAGAACUCUGAUUAGUUAGUUCCUUGACAGGGUGAGAUGCUUUUCUGUAGUGAAAUGCCCAAACAGAGUGGGAUGUAGCCAUACCUGUGAUUGUAAGGUUAAUAUUCCCAGUGACCACCCAGGAACCACCAUGUAGUCAUUUAUUUUAAACACAGGAUGGAAGACUUUUGGCUGAUACCUAACAGGAAUGAAUCAUUUUGAUGUAAAAACUCUUUUAAAAAGUGUUUAAGGAUGAAAUGCUAAUUCAGAAAUGAAGUAUCUGUUGAUCCGUGUUCCAUAGCAAAACAAUUUCUCUUUAUUUACUUGUGUAGCUCAUUCUUCUUGGAAAAGAUUGAGUAAUUUAUAAUUUUAUUAUUAUUAUCUUGCCUUUAAAGUCUGAAGAAUUUGAUGCUUGUAGUUUUAGAUGUAAAGCAUCUCAGAGAGAAAAAGAACAUUUUGAAUUCUUAUCUCUUAUCCUUUGUAAAAUGUAAAACUAGUAAGCCUGAAUCCAUUAUCAGGUACAAAAUGGUGUCACGGUGUGCCCUUCUGGAUGUAGACAGGCACAGCAAGUUAAGACACAAAUCCUUUUAAAUAUCUCUGAUUUUAGAGGCAAUGACAGCCAGAAAAAUUGAAAAGCUGCCUGUUUCUAAUUAAUAACCUCUGUCCCCACUUCCUUCAUCUGGAUACUUCCUAGUCAAAUCCUCUCCUCCUUGGUUCCCACCCACUCUUUUUCCAGGAUAAAAAGUACACAGAAAAAAAUUCUUCUCUGCCUGUCUGCCUUGUCUCACCCCAACUGAUGGACAUAAAACAUAAAAGUUGCUAGACUUUCUCAAGUACCCUCAAACUGGUCCCCAUUCCUGAAAGAUUCAGAUCAUUACCUUCUAGAGGUGUUACUGUUUAAAGGUUGUUUUCUUUUAGCCAUGAAAAUAGCCAUAAUCUCCUAAAUUAUCCAAGUGGCAGUGGAGGCUAAAUAUUGCAUGGACUCACUCUCUCAUGCCACAGUCAUGUCCCGGGGACCCCAUGUUCACAAACUGUGAUAUAAACUGUCAUAGACUUAAGCUGUGUGGACCCAGCAGAAAUCUCAUCAUUCAUUUGACAAUGAUGACUACACACUCAUUUCUACCAGUCAAGUUUCUUGACUUAAAAAAUACCAGGGGUGACGUGUGCAUUAUACUCACCAGCUUUGUGAGGCAAAGACCCAGGUAAAGACGUAUUUUGGGCUUGAAUUAUCCAGGAUUGUUGCCUCCACCCUCUCCAUUGCCAAAUAGCAACAGCAGACUGGUUGGUGAUUCUGUUGACUAAAUGAUAUGUGUUUUCAUAUAUGCCAUGUUUAUUGUGCAUUACAAUCAAUGAAGGAUCUUGAAAAUGCAAAGAGAAAAUGUGGUGCAGAGAAUAAAGUUUGGUUUAUGGAUCCAAGGAUAGGCUUUCCUUAAAAAGCACUAUGUACAAUACACAGAAAUGUUGACUAAAUUCUAUCUUUCUAAAAUCAAUGACUACUUUAUAAAUAUUCAUUUCAGAAAGAGCUCAAUCAAAAUUUGCCAAGUGAAACAAACAAACUAAAAAAAGAUCUAUUUAUAAUGCUAGAAGGAAAAGAUCUCCAAGAUUUCUUAUAUGGACCAUUUUGAAUAGUAUUUUACAAAGGGUGAUAUGCCACAGUUUUGUUUUUUUUUUUCCUUUUCUGAACAAAAUGUAAUCAAAUAUUUAUCCCAGGAGCUAGGGUAAAGAAACGGGCAAGCAUUUGUUCACGUUGGUUCAAUCAGCAGUUACUGGGACGAGGAGGACAGAAAAACAACAAGAUCAGCAAACAGUCAACACAGAGGUGAAGUUGUUAAUGGAAUGUAGAAUAUUAUGUAAACUUCCUUGUAAAUUCUGUACAUAGUUCAUUGAACUGUUCCUUGUGGCGUGGUGAUCCUCUGCUUCUGGGUGGAUGUCUGAAAACUCUGAGCAUUGUAAAUAAUGUCAGCUUAAAAGGCACUUGCUUUUUUUUCAUGAAGUGAAACGACUAGUGAUUUGGGCCCAAACCAGAAUCCUUUUAGCUCUUGCUCCUUCUCUGCCCUUGUGUGCGUGCAGGUGUGUAGUUCUGCCAGGGGUCUCUGAUCACUGCCUCAUGCUCCAACCCCACCGACAGGGGCUGGGGCUGCCAAGAAGGCUGCACCCCGCGGGCCUGGGAACAGCACACCAGCAGAACCUCAGCGAGCCGCCCCCGGAACUAUGCCGUGGAAAGUAGACGUGUUUUAAUCACUCAUCCGUGGCUAUUCAUAUGUUCAGAUGCUGAAUUACCCAAGCUCUUGAGGGGGUCAGGAAUGGAAGAUGUGGUCAAAAUCCGCAGGGAAUCGAAAGCUUCAUUUGCACCAAUAGCUUUAGCUUCUACCUUCUUUCCUUCCACAAGGUUUCCCAGAACUUUUAACAAGAAUAUAAAUGGAUGGAUGGUUGAUUAGGGUAAACAGUCAAAUGUACAAAUGAUGGGAAGGAGAAAAGGAAGAGAUAGCCAGUGACACUGAUAAUACCAACUGGUUGACUCAACCCUGAAAGAUCCAGAGGUAACCAUGUCACUGUUUUUGAAAGGUAAAAAGAAAUACUGGUAUAAAUGGACUGGGUAUUAAGACAAGUCUUUUUCAACUCAGUGUCAAAGAUAUGUUUGGUAUGUACUAGUCAAAUUUAAGAGAGAAUCUGGUAAUUAAAUGUUCUCAAAUAUA
This is a messenger RNA of Cervus elaphus (red deer), 6358 nucleotides long. RefSeq names its product gamma-aminobutyric acid type A receptor subunit beta1 (gene GABRB1). Gene Ontology annotation, cellular component: membrane; neuron projection; GABA-A receptor complex. The transcript has 9 exons. Gene Ontology annotation, biological process: signal transduction; monoatomic ion transmembrane transport; nervous system process. NCBI's taxonomy places the organism in Eukaryota, Metazoa, Chordata, Mammalia, Artiodactyla, Cervidae. Bases 242 to 1663 code for a protein of 473 amino acids. The record is from RefSeq and is a predicted model, not a curated record. Gene Ontology annotation, molecular function: GABA-A receptor activity; neurotransmitter receptor activity; extracellular ligand-gated monoatomic ion channel activity.